AUGAACGUGCCGCCCCCAGACCGCAGGAAAAACAUGCGAGAACUGGCUUUGGAGAUUGGCAUCCGAGUUCUGCUUUUCGGAGUUUUUGUAUUCACAGAGUUUCUGGAGCCCUUUGAGAGGGUGAUUCAACCAGAGGAGCUUUGGCUCUACAAGAAUCCUCUUGUCGAGUCAGACCACAUUCCCAAGAGGGUCAUGUUUGCAAUUUCAUUCCUUACCCCACUGGCAGUGAUAUUCGUGGUGAAGAUAAUUCAGAGGACGGACAAGACAGAGAUCAAAGAGGCAUGUUUAGCUGUGUCCCUGGCUCUCGCCCUGAAUGGAGUCUUCACAAACACCAUCAAGUUGAUUGUUGGCAGACCCAGGCCUGAUUAUUUCCAGCGCUGUUUCCCAGAUGGACAAAUGAAUGCGAAGAUGCUGUGCACCGGGGAGCCAGAACUAGUCUCAGAGGGACGCAAGAGCUUCCCCAGCAGCCAUUCCUCCUUUGCAUUCUCUGGUCUUGGCUUCACCUCCUUCUACCUGGCGGGAAAGCUGCAGUGUUUCACGGAUCAGGGUCGAGGACGUAGCUGGCGUCUCUGUGCCAUGGUACUGCCUCUCUACAGCGCUAUGAUGAUUGCACUCUCCCGUACCUGCGACUACAAACACCACUGGCAAGACGCCUUUGUUGGAGGAGUGAUCGGGUUGCUGUUUGCGUACAUCUGCUACCGCCAGCACUACCCACCUUUUCUGCACAUGGACUGCCACCUGCCUUAUGCCAGUCUGGCUGCCGCCGCCCACACACCCUCUCAUCCCCAGGACGACCCACAGCCCACUGACAAUGCAACCACCCUUCCUCUGGAGGGCUUGACUGAAGGGCCAGUAUGA
Molecule: messenger RNA, 858 nt
Organism: Toxotes jaculatrix (banded archerfish)
Lineage: Eukaryota; Metazoa; Chordata; Actinopteri; Toxotidae
Gene: plpp4
Product: phospholipid phosphatase 4
Exons: 7
Coding region: 1-858 (285 amino acids)
Biological process (GO): phospholipid metabolic process
Molecular function (GO): phosphatidate phosphatase activity
Source: RefSeq, a predicted model, not a curated record